Messenger RNA from Ostertagia ostertagi, 378 nucleotides. The record is from the annotation of a GenBank genome assembly. NCBI's taxonomy places the organism in Eukaryota, Metazoa, Nematoda, Chromadorea, Rhabditida, Trichostrongylidae.
AUGAAGUUAAGGUUCCCGUUUUUCUCUUUGCAGGAACAGUGCAGUGAAUUUUUGGAGAAACAAUUGAAUGCUUCGAAUUGCUUGAAAAUUCGAGCUUUUGCCGACACUUAUGCGUGUGAAGAGCUUCUACGCUGUGCUUCCGAGUUCAUCCUGCACAACUUCAAGGACGUUAUUGGCACUGACGAGUUUUAUCGGCUCCCUGGUAACCAAUUAAUUGAACUGAUUUCAAGUGAAGAACUCCAGGUGCCGUCAGAAGAACAGGUUUUCAAAGCGGUUGUUGAGUGGGUCAGGUUCGACUUACCGGCUCGACGACUACUAUUCCCAGAAGUGAUGGCUGUAUUCUUCGCGAACGACCAGCGUUACACUAUUACACUCUAG